CGUUUCAAAAUUAUUUCUUCUAUCGUUAAAUGAAACGUUUCUUGCUAGUUGAGGAGGCUAAAAAUCGAAACGUUUUUUGUUGAGGUUAAGAACACGAGUGUGUGAAGAAGAGAGAGAGAGUCACAUCUCACUAUCACAAUUCACAACAACCCAUUGAUUUUUUAGAUAACGAUACGAAACGAAACGAAACGAAACGAGAAACAGAGCCAUGGCUGGUGGUGCAGCCAAGCCGAGCCCAAGCGCGCGCGAACGAACCAUUCAAUGCAAAAACUAACGGUUCUCAGAACGAGAAAAGAAAACCAUUUUGGGAUUUUACGAAGAAGAAACAAAACCCACUCUUCUCUCUCUCUAUAUCUCUUUCUAGGGCAAACUUUUCCCUCAUAAUCGUCGCCUUCUGCUUCUUCUUAUUAUUAUUAUAUUCGCGUUUCUAAUCUCAACCGACUGUUAUUUUCCUUAAUCUUCAUCAGCUAGGGAUUCCUUUAUCCAGUUUUUCCUCAAGCAAGGCUGCUUAUGAAGGACACUGCUAAUUAAACUUGUGGGGGAUUUUCUUUGAGACUUGUGACAAUGGCAGCCGAUCAGUGGAGAAAACGCUUGCAUAGUACCAAUAUUGCGGGCUGCUAUGGAAGGGAGCAGCAUCGAGCAAAACGGAAGAAUACAGGGUUGCCUCAGUAUGAUUCAAACAUAAGAUCUCAUAUUUCUCUUGAGUGGGAUGGAAAUCACAAAAGAGUCAUUGCCAGAAAAGAACAAAUUGGCAUAAAUUGGAGAGACUUGAAGCCAUUUUUAGGUUCUUCUCCUCACGGCUCAAACAUUGUUGCUGAUGUUUGUGCUGUUCCUCCGGAAAUUUAUGAAUUAGAAAACAUUAAAGAGGUGCUCUCCUAUGAGGCCUGGGAGACUUGUCUCUCGGAAAGUGAGAGAAAUCAUCUUAUGCAGUUUCUUCCAAGAGAUCAAGAGGCUGAGCAAGUUUUGAAAGCAUUGCUAGCUGGGGAUAACCUUCAUUUUGGAAGCCCUUUUCUCAACUGGGGUGCUUCACUUUGCUCUGGUGAUCUUCAUCCUGAUGCAAUUCGUCAGCGAGAUCAGCAUUUGAGGAAAGAAAAGAAAGCAUAUUAUGCUGAGCUGCAUAAAUAUCACAAUAAUAUGAUUGAAUCUCUGGUGAAGCUGAAGGAGAGGUUUCACAACUCUAAAGAUCCAGAGAAGGAAAUUGUGCAAAAGAUACAAAGAUCAAAAAAUCAAAUGGACAGAAGAAUUUCAGUAUCUGCAAAUGACUCUAGAUUUCGUGUUCUUGAGGGAAAUGUUGCUGCUUCAUCUGAUUCGUGUUCUUGGGCUGCGGAUGAGAAAGCAUGCAGCAGUGACAACCAGAAUUCUUUCCUGGUUAAAGGUGCAGACCAUAAGAACAGGGUGCAUAAGAAAGGCUCUCUUAAUGGUCGAAGCCCAUCGAUUGUUUCAGAUGAUGUCCUUGAUGUUGGAACAAAAUUUAAAAAAGGAGACAAGCAGCAACAUCAGAAUGUCCUUUCAAAUGACGGUGCUAUGUAUAUGUCAUAUUUUAAGAUUAGCAAGAAGCAACAUGACAUUGUUAAGAACAUGAAGCAGUCUGGCAAAAGCAUCCAGUCUAGGUCUCUGAACCGAGUUCUAGGUAACCUUAAUAGUUUUAAUGUACAACCAUACGAGGUGUUUAUUCAAGAAGAACAGAAGAAGUUGCGUGAAUAUUGGAUACAAUUAGCAACUAAAGCUCUCCCAGCAGCAUUUGCAAAUUGGAAAGACUUACAUACCCAGAGAAGCCAAAUGAGGAUGUCUUUGGAACAAGAACUGAAUGAAAAAUUGAAAAUGGUGACAGAGGAUGACGAGGAUGGUGGGAGUCAUGAGUCUGCUCUUCAGGAUCAUAUAGAAACAGUCUGUAUUGCAGAAGACCACGUCUCAACAGUGGAGCAUGAUGAAAAGUCUCUAUCUGGCUCCCCAGAGAAACAGUCUCAAGAGAACUUUGUAUCUGGUGACGUAAACUCCACUGAUAGUGAUUCUGAAGAACAUACUGUCUCUAAAUCGGAUCCUGUUAUUUUGGAUCCGUCCGAGUACUCAGGAGCUGUGAACACUGCUGAUGUUGCCGUCAGUGAGGGAGUACAGGUAUCCUGUAAUGAUGAUGUCUGGCCUGCAGGUAACAUCUCGCAUUCCUACUACGAUUCUACAGCGAACCAUGAGUACACAUCCGAUGAGGGAUUGCCAAUUGCACAUCCCAAAACAAAUGAUGAGCAACAAACACACUUGAUUGAUCUGGAGUCCAACUUAGAAGUGGAAGAGACGGAAAAAGAUAUGGUGCAUAGACAACCUGAGGCUGAGGGUAUAUCCUUUAGACAAUCAGAUGAUGGUUCCUUUGGUUCUUACUCUAACCAACAUCGGAAUGAGUUGUUUCCAUCUGUUUUUAAGGGUCAGGGGGUGUUAUCCUACCAUCAUCAACAGAAACAAUCGACGGGGUUGGAUUUCCAGUCACCGAACAGUAUGCUCGUGGAAGAUGAUCAGUUUGCGGGACAUUUUCAGGAGCAGUCACAUCCAUCACUGCCAGUGGAACAGAGGCAAAAGAGAGAGAAUGAUGUUUACGAACAACAACAACGGAACCUAUCUGCCAACAUGUUUCCUGAUGGAGGUAGAUUCUUAAUCCCAAGGCAAGAGCAGUUGGCACCGGUCCAUAUGCAUGAUUGGGCUGUCAAUAGAGUCCCGAUACCGCCACCGCCUAUCCAGACUAAUUUAAAUGUUGGAGUUUUACAGAACUGGUUUCCUGGUGAGCAUCGAGCUCGUGGUGGAUGGACCAUGUCAGGUGGUUCUAGUGUUCCCAGUCAGAGCAUGGGGAGUGUGAGCGGAGGAGAUCAGAGUCUAUUCAGCGUCCUAUCUCAGUGCAACCAAAUCCGUUCAAGCAGCCCAUAUCAUCAUCAUUCAAUGCCCAACUCGAACCAAUUCAUCCCAUCAAGAACCUACGAAAUGAUGGGAAGGGCAACUCCUGUUAUAAACAAUAUCCCACCGCAAUCAAGUCAUUCACUCGACUAUAUGAGCGGGCGUGAAGCUGCCACUUCGUCCUUGAUCCCCGAUGAUAUGGGAUGGAUUGGCUUGCCACCACCACAUCAGAGCUCAAGUUUACAAGAUCCAAUGGGAAAACCAUACUUGAGAUCAUGGAACCAAUAAAGAUGACCCGGAGUUAGGGACAACGAUAGGGAGAGGAGGAAGACAAAAUCGAGCAAGAUAGGUUUCUGUACAUACCUAAACAUUGAGCCAAAAUCAAGAGAGGCAAUGCAAAACGCCACUAUGUAUAUAUAUCUUAGAUGGUAACAGCACUUGCGGGUAGUCCCUUACUUUUUAGGGGUUAGGUUUAGAUUUUUGCUCUGCUUUCUUUCAUAUAUUUCAAAGUUUUGUUGAGAAUUUUGUUUGUUCGUUUUUAGUCUUUUAUUUUCAACUUUGGAGGUUAUAUAUAAACUUCUAUGCUAAACAUAGUUUAGGGAGAUAUGCUUUAUGGGCCA
Messenger RNA from Cannabis sativa, 3497 nucleotides. RefSeq lists its product as uncharacterized. Lineage: Eukaryota; Viridiplantae; Streptophyta; Magnoliopsida; Rosales; Cannabaceae. The record is from RefSeq and is a predicted model, not a curated record. Gene Ontology annotation, cellular component: Ino80 complex. The transcript has 10 exons. Bases 565 to 3165 code for a protein of 866 amino acids.